AAUUUCUCCCUUCUUCUUCUUCUUCUUCUUCUUCUUCUUCUUCUUCACUCUCUCUUUCUUUUUCCUCUGCAACUGCUCACCCUCCUUCUCGGUAAACAUGAAUUAUGACCUCUCACUACCAGUUAUAAUUUUUUCCCUAUUAGUCUCCCUUCUGGCUAACGCCAUAACCACCACUAAAGUUUCCCUAAACGACGACGUAUCGUCGUUGUUCGACGUGGGUAUCAGCUACGCGAAGCAGACUAGAAAAAACCAGUCGAGGACAACAUGGGUCGGGUACUCGGACUGUGAAGUUUGGUCCGGGGAUUGUUCGAGGGCGGUGCUGGAGCUUGCGAGGAGGCCGGACAACGUCAAGUGGUUGACGGGGGUUAGGAGGAGGAUCCAUGAGAACCCAGAGCUGGCUUUCGAGGAGUUCGAGACGAGCAAGCUUGUACGAACGGAGUUAGAAAGGUUGGGGAUAGAGUACAAGUACCCGUUGGCGAAAACGGGUAUUCGGGCAUGGGUUGGAACGGGAGGCCCACCUUUUGUCGCUGUCAGAGCUGAUAUGGAUGCUCUCCCUAUACAGGAAGCAGUGGAAUGGGAACAUAAGAGCAAAGUGAGAGGGAAAAUGCAUGCUUGUGGUCACGACGCCCACGUCGCCAUGCUCCUCGGCGCCGCCGCCAUUCUCAAAUCUCGCCAGCACCUUUUGAAGGGGACGGUGAUACUGUUGUUUCAGCCGGCAGAGGAAGCAGGAAAUGGUGCAAAGAGAAUGAUUAGAGACGGUGCUUUAGAUGAUAUUGAAGCUAUAUUUGCAGUUCACGUAUCCCACGAACACCCUACAGGUGUUAUUGGUUCAAGACCCGGUCCUUUACUUGCUGGUUGCGGCUUCUUCAGAGCUGUAAUCAAUGGAAACCCUAAUCGCUCUGUUGAUCCCCUUUUGGCUGCCUCCGCCGCUGUGAUUAGCUUACAGGGCAUCGUCUCUCGUGAAGCUAAUCCCUUGGACUCCCAGGUCGUGUCUGUGACUUCAUUCGACGGGGGAAACAGUCUUGAUACCAUGCCGGAUACAGUCAUUAUUGGUGGUACGUUUAGGGCUUUUUCCAGCACAAGCUUCAAUCUACUUCUGCGAAGAAUACAAGAGGUGAUUGUGGAGCAAGCUAGGGUUUUCAGAUGUUCGGCAACAGUUGACUUCUUUGAUAAGGAGUAUGCCAUUUAUCCACCCACCAUGAAUGAUGAAAACAUGUAUGAACAUGUUAAAAAGGUGGCUACACAGUUGUUGGGUCCAACAAAUUUUAGAGUGGUUCAACCGAUGAUGGGUGCAGAGGACUUCUCCUUUUAUGCCGAACAAGUCCCCGCCGCAUUCUACUAUAUUGGUGUAAGGAACGAGACUCUGGGAUCCAUUCACGCCGGCCAUUCCCCAUAUUUUAUGAUUGACGAACAUGCUUUGCCUGUGGGUGCUGCUGUUCAUGCAACUCUUGCAGAAAGAUACCUAAACGAACAUGGUUAACAUAUUAAUUCACGUUAAAUAGUUCUGUAACUCUCUGCUCUCUCAUUCAAUUGUAACCUAUAA
This is a messenger RNA of Carica papaya (papaya), 1543 nucleotides long. RefSeq names its product IAA-amino acid hydrolase ILR1-like 6 (gene ILL6). Lineage: Eukaryota; Viridiplantae; Streptophyta; Magnoliopsida; Brassicales; Caricaceae. The record is from RefSeq and is a predicted model, not a curated record. Gene Ontology annotation, molecular function: hydrolase activity. Gene Ontology annotation, biological process: auxin metabolic process; jasmonic acid metabolic process.